Mesorhabditis spiculigera is the source of this 783-nucleotide messenger RNA. NCBI's taxonomy places the organism in Eukaryota, Metazoa, Nematoda, Chromadorea, Rhabditida, Rhabditidae. The record is from the annotation of a GenBank genome assembly.
AUGGGCUUGGGCGAGGGCUUCUUCCUCCCAUGCCUGAGCGCCUUAACUUCAAAAUGGUUCUCCGCCAACGAGAAAGCAUCUAGCGCAGCUAUUUUCACGUCUGGAAAUGCUGGCGUAUCAAUGCCAUGGAGAAAACUGCUGUGGUCAACAGCUUCCAUGGCAGUAUAUUUAUGUACAGCCGUCGAUAUGGCUUGCGUGAUUAUUACCCAAGCAUAUCUACCCCAGUUCAUGAAGGAGGUGCUGAAGCUGCCGAUACGAGAGAAUGGUCUCUACACGAUGGUACCGUUCGUAUGCCAAAUUGUCACAAAAAAUCUGGCCGCUCCGUUUGGAGAUCAUUUGAAAAGGCGUGGAAUCCUUUCUCACACAACUGCUGUAAGAACUUUCCAAUCUAUCAGCGCCUUCGGAGCAGCAACCUGUCUAUAUCUAAUGGCAAUCAUCCCGGAUUGUAAUUCCCCUUCGUUAGCCCUGCCUCUAUUGGCGUUAUACGGUACUUUUUAUUCCACUUGCACAAUGGGGUACUUUACAUCGAUGCUAUCGAUUGCUCCUCCAUUUGCUGGGACGGUGGCAUCGAUUUCUCGGACCUACGGGACGUUGGGUCAAAUUUUUGGCACGAGUUUUGUCGGCGCGCUAUCGUUUUUGACCCCAAUCGCCCGAUGGCAGACGAUUUUCAGCACGCUAGCCACCUUGAAAAUUGCUGCCGGGCUGUUUUUUCUACGCUUUGGCUCUGCCGACGUCCAACCCUGGGCCCACCUCCCAGAGCCGGAAAGCAAAAAGCAAAUCGAA